This is a messenger RNA of Zalophus californianus (California sea lion), 4852 nucleotides long. It is a transcript of the gene JMJD6, whose product is annotated as jumonji domain containing 6, arginine demethylase and lysine hydroxylase. The record is from RefSeq and is a predicted model, not a curated record. NCBI's taxonomy places the organism in Eukaryota, Metazoa, Chordata, Mammalia, Carnivora, Otariidae. Gene Ontology annotation, biological process: phagocytosis. Gene Ontology annotation, cellular component: nucleus; cytoplasm. The coding region runs from base 159 to 1403 and encodes 414 amino acids. Gene Ontology annotation, molecular function: histone H4R3 demethylase activity; P-TEFb complex binding. The transcript has 7 exons.
UAAAGGCGCCGGGCCAGAGCGAAGGGCGUUUGGGUGCCGCCGCCGCCGCCACCGCCUCCACCGCCGCAGCCGCUGCCCGGGCCGGGGAGGGGGUGCGUUGGAAGCAGGAAGCGAGGCGCGCCGAGGUCGUCGCGGGAGCAGCUGGUGACCCCCGGAGGAUGAACCACAAGAGCAAGAAGCGGAUCCGCGAGGCCAAGCGGAGUGCGCGGCCGGAGCUCAAGGACUCGCUGGACUGGACCCGUCACAACUACUACGAGAGCUUCUCGCUGAACCCUGCGGCCGUGGCGGAUAACGUGGAAAGGGCAGACGCAUUACAGCUGUCUGUGGAAGAAUUUGUGGAGCGAUAUGAAAGACCGUACAAGCCCGUGGUUCUGCUGAAUGCCCAAGAGGGUUGGUCUGCGCAGGAGAAAUGGACCCUGGAGCGCCUAAAAAGGAAGUACCGGAACCAGAAGUUCAAGUGUGGUGAGGAUAACGACGGCUACUCCGUGAAGAUGAAGAUGAAAUACUACAUCGAGUACAUGGAGAGCACUCGGGACGACAGCCCCCUUUACAUCUUUGACAGCAGCUAUGGAGAGCACCCCAAAAGAAGGAAACUUUUGGAAGACUACAAGGUGCCCAAGUUUUUCACUGAUGAUCUCUUCCAGUAUGCCGGGGAGAAACGCAGGCCCCCUUACAGGUGGUUUGUGAUGGGGCCACCACGCUCUGGAACUGGAAUUCACAUCGACCCUCUGGGAACCAGUGCCUGGAAUGCCUUAGUUCAGGGCCACAAGCGCUGGUGCCUUUUUCCUACCAGCACACCCAGGGAACUCAUCAAGGUGACCCGUGAAGAAGGAGGGAACCAGCAAGAUGAAGCUAUUACCUGGUUUAGUAUCAUUCAUCCCCGGACACAGCUUCCCACCUGGCCACCUGAAUUCAAACCCCUGGAAAUCUUACAAAAACCAGGAGAGACUGUUUUUGUACCAGGAGGCUGGUGGCAUGUUGUGCUUAAUCUUGACACCACCAUUGCCAUCACCCAGAAUUUUGCCAGCAGCACCAACUUCCCUGUUGUAUGGCACAAGACGGUAAGAGGGAGACCAAAGUUAUCGAGGAAAUGGUAUAGGAUCUUGAAGCAAGAGCACCCCGAGUUGGCGGUCCUGGCUGACUCCGUUGACCUUCAGGAGUCCACAGGGAUUGCCUCGGACAGCUCCAGUGACUCCUCCAGCUCCUCCAGCUCCAGCUCAUCUGACUCGGACUCGGAGUGUGAGUCUGGGUCUGAAGGUGAUGGGACGAUGCACCGCCGGAAGAAGCGGAGAACGUGCAGCAUGAUGGGAAAUGGGGACACCACCUCCCAGGACGACUGUGUGAGCAAAGAGCGCAGCUCCUCCAGGAUUAGGGACACUUGUGGAGGCCGGGCUCACCCCUGAGCAAAUAAAGACACUCUCCCUGAGGUGGCUCCUGUGUACGCUGUUGGCGGCCACCUGACUCAGUUUUCACGUCUUCUGCUCCCACCUUCUCCUUUGUCUUCUUUGAAUUUGGAUAACCUUCUCUGGUCCAAGCUUCUGUCUUCGGUCAAAUGCUGUUUUUACUGCUUACUAAGAAUAGAUGGUCAAGAGGUUUCGAAGCUCAGCAAGCUCAGUGACACCCGAAACAACGAAUGCUGGCGUGCUGUUGGGUAAGGAGCUCUGUGCUGUCACCUCUAAGCCACGCUGCUCGACCUCGAGGCCGCAGGGCUGGGAUCCCUUGCGUGUCUCGCUGCGUCUGAUACCUCAGCGACAUUGGUGAGGAACCUCUGCUGUCCGAGAGCCAGCUGCGCACAAGCAGGCCCUGAGGGGUGAGUGGACUCGGAUUUGUGUCUGAGCCAAUUACACGUAAAACGUGCUGCGCACACGCCACCUUCCUUUGUGUCACCGUUUCUCCAAAGCCGCACUCCGUGGUCGUGACCCAGCCAACGCGGGCAGCGCCGCUCACCACUGGUCUUGGACGAGUUACCUUCCCUCCACCAUCAGAGAGGCUCUUAAAUUCCAGCAGUGUUUUCGUGUGGUGUAUUUUGGGGGCGGGAUGACAUGUCAGGGCUUUUGUUUAGGAACGGAAUGAGAAAGGUGUUCAAUGUGUUCUUAUCGCAGAAUUCAAGUUGUGAAUAGGGCCCACUUCUAACAGAUGUGGCCUCUUCCUACCAUGUGAUCCAUAAGGCAGAAGCUCUCACUCUGUAAGAGACAUCAUGAGUAGUGUCCCUGUUUGUUUGACCAGCAGACAUUAGGUGCGUGGCUUGUGCUGCACGUCUGGAAUAAAUCCAUAUAUGGUGCUUCUAGUCUUUGGGAUCUGUUUAGGCUUCUCAGUAACUCUGGUCUGAAUCCUUGGGGAUUGACCAGCAGGUUCCAUCUUUUGCCCUCUCAGUUCACCUGCUUGCCUUAAUCUGUCCCUAAAUUCAGCUAAAUUUAAAUAAAAGUAAGAGGGGCUUGUCAAGGAUGUGCCCAGUGAAAAGCACUGAGCAGCGUGCCCCGUUCUGGGCGGGGGUGUAGGUAAGGGCAUGAGCAGCCAGAGGGCAGCAGGAGUUCCCGGGGAGCAGACGGCCUGGAAUUAUAUGGUGUUGCCUCCCCAGAUCCUCCCUGAACAUGGGUAUAAUCUGGGGAAUCCAGGGCUCCUCUGUGCAAAGGUUAUAUUUUUAAUAGACUGAUGAUCAUUUCUUGACACUGGGUCGGUCAUGUGGCUUUCCUCUAGGAGGCUGGUCCCCUACUUUGUCUCGGUCAGUUUUCUGCAUUCUCAAAUGCCGAUCCAAAAACGUGGCCGGAUUGGAUGGAGAACGUCCACCAUGUUCCUCGGCGUUGGCGCCUGUCACCUGUCCCUCAGUGCCGCUCCCCUUCCCCACCAGGCCACCCGGGCUCAGGCAGCCCUGCUUCCAUUCCAGAAUGUGUCGUCUCUUUGUGUUCACACCUGAAUGAGGUUCUUGUCUCCUUUUUAAAAUGUUCUUGCCAUCUUCCAAAACUCUUUUUUUCUUUACCCCAGUAUUGCUGCCGGGCUCACACCUUCCUCUCCAAUUCAUAUCAACUUCCCUCUAAACUUGAGUUUAAAGAAAAAACAAACAAAACCAAAAGGCUGUUUGCCGCCAGGGGGCAGGAUAGGGACACUUUUGCAGUGGCUGGGAUGACAGGGUAGAAAUUUGAAUGGGAGAGAUUAGCCUUCCCAAGAGGCCAAAGAUGAUUCCUGUUUGACAAACAAUAUUCAGAAAUAAGGGAUCCAGCCCACCUGACAGGCCCGCAGUCACCUCACCGGAAAGCAUUUGGAUCACAGUUUACAUGCUGCUGUUGGGCUUUUGCCACCCCAUGAGUGAGUGACCAUGGGACAGUCUUUUGUUUUAGGCAUGCCAGAGAUUCAACACCUCCCACCCUGCCCCUGUUACUGUUGCUGCGGGCCAGCCAAGCACACCAUUACGGAAAUAAAGUAGGGAUGAGGUGGGGAAACUGUGAGAAGGGAGUGCAGUGGUGGCUGGGUGCUUGGGACAAGGUAGGAAGUGGGGACCAGGGGCCAUCUGUUCUAAAGUUAACCCUUUACCCCAUCUGCUCUGAGCUCCUUCUCUGAGUGGUGUCAACAAUAGUAUGGGCAAGGACAUGACCUGAAACUUCUCCAACUGAAGACCAACAAGCUGGGUCCUGGAAGAAGGGCUCUUGGACCAGUAACUACUGAUAGGGAGGAGCAGGGUGGAGGAAGAUAGCGUGGGGCUCUGGGGCUUUGGAGUGAGCACCAAAGACUUUACCAUCAGCCUGAAGUGUAUCCAGUGCUGCACACAGACAGGUGUCUCUGGGGUCAGUAGUGCUGGGAUAUUCAGGGUGACACCUUUUGAGGGGAGAGCCACCAAACACAGGGAUGUUCACAUUUGGCUUAGGCUUGCAGGUGCGCAUUUAUGAACCAUCCAAGCGUUCAGCUUGUGUUUUGAGUGCCAGGCACUGUUCUAAGUGCUGGAGAUGCAGCAGUGCCGAGCCCAGGUCCCUCUCCUCGUGGAGCUGAAAGACUGAGCAUGCCAUGCACGGUUCCCAAAGGUCACUCGUCAGGGUAGGUGGAGUCAAGCACAUCCAUUUCCAUGACCAGAAAAGCAGGGUCACACCUUACUAAAUUCGAGCCCAUGAGAUCUUCAUAAAAGAGCAUAAAUAACAUCAUGGCUGGGUUUUUAGUAUUCAGUUUCUCUCUAAAUUAGCUAAAGAUAUUUAAGGAUCGGCAAGAAAGUUGCUGGUAUAAAUGCUUUAUGAACUUUAAUUAGAGGUUCAGCCUGGGUAUGAUUUAGGACUUUAGACAAGAGUGUGGGACAGAACAGGAGUUUUGUGGUAAAUGUUGUAAAAAGUGCUUCCUAGGACAUAGGCGUGUACGUGCACAGCUGUAGGUUCCUUGAAUUGUGUGUAGCGUUUCCACAAAUAAGUUGUUUGUCAUGUGUGUGCUGGGUACUGCUGAUGGUUCCCUGUGUAGUCUGGUUUCUCCUCACACUCCCCUGCCCCUCCUUGCCUUCUGUCAAUAUGUUCCACUGAUGUUAUAUUAUAUACAGCAAAACUAGAUGACCCUCGUGCCCCGGCCCCCUCGGGUGGGGGCUCUCGACUUCCAUCUCAUCUUAGUUCAAAAACUUGAGCUGUCUAGCCCCCACUGAAUGUCCCAUGAAAACUGGCCUGGUCUGCUGUCUCCAAGGUGACUGGACAGGGCAGAAGAACUGGGACCGUGCAGAGUCCUUGUUCCUCCUGCCGCUGACACAGAGACACCCAGCAGCCUGCUCCGUCUGCUUUCGUCUCGCCAUGGGCUCCGCCACGGGAUGCCUGUGGCUCCGCCGUUUGAUGGGUGUUUUUAACUUUCACUUGGAUGAAACUUGUUUAUCAUUUUAAAUAAAGCAACUUGA